CAACUUCCUCACCUCCUCCUCCUCGCUAUCUGCCCAUUGCUAGGCAGAGGCAGCUCCCUCCCAAGGCAGGAGGGAGGCCCACACGGAAGUCAAAGCCAACGCUCCAUUCACAUGCAACUUCAGGCAGAGUAACAACACUGCAACAAAGCCCUGAAACUUUGGGAGCCUCUCAGCUUGUCCUCAGCCCAACAGACUGAUCAGAGAAAAAGAAGAGCAGGAGGAAGAGAAAGGUUCCAAUUCACCAUGCAGGAGGAAAUUCUGUUGACUCCCUGUUUUCCUUUUGAAGACUCAGACACAUUUGCCUUCACAGGGCAGGAUGAAGAGAAAUGGGAUUUUGUCCUUGUGAGUGACAUCCAUGAAAUGGGCAGUGAGAAAGAGAUCAAGAGGAAGAAGUUCCUGGAUGAGCUAAGCAAGAAGGGGUUCACCAUCAAGAAAAUUGAGGACAGGAAGCUAUUUUAUGGGGUCCGUGCCCCAAAACACUUCUUCCGGAAAUACCAAUGGCUCUUGAGGAACCCCGACAGCAGGAUUCAAGACCUCAAUGCCCAGCAGGACGUACCAGUGACCACCAGGAUACGGAUCGUGAACUUCAUCUUGCAUAACACAGUGACACCCGACCUCGAGAAGCUGCGUGACCUCAUGAAGAAGAAUGUCUUUGAGGCAGCAUUUCCACUGCACGAGAAAGAAGAGGUAAGGGAAUUUCUGAAGGAGAAAUGGGCCCGCUGGAGAGAUAUAUUUUGCCAACAGCCAAUUGAGAAGAUCAGAUGCUAUUUUGGUGAAAAGGUGGCCCUCUAUUUCACCUGGCUUGGCUGGUACACCUACUUGCUGGGAUUUGCUGCAGGCGUUGGACUGGUGGUCUUUGUGGCUGGGAUUACUGUUUUCAAUUCCAGCCAGGUGAGCAAGGAGAUAUGUGAAGCCAAUGACACCCUCAUGUGCCCACUCUGCGACCAGAAGUGCCCAUUCUGGCUGCUCGCUGACACCUGCAUGUAUGCCAGGGUCACUCACAUGAUUGACAACGAAGGGACAGUUGUGUUUGCCAUGUUCAUGGCAAUUUGGGCCACUGUAUUCCUGGAGUUGUGGAAGAGGCAGAGAGCCCAAGUGGUCACCAACUGGGAUCUGUAUGGGUGGGACGAGGAUGAGGAGGAGCUAGCUAUGGAGCUGAUCAACAAUUUGCAGCAUGAACCUCGGCGGUAUCGGCACUCUUACUUGCGCAGCACCAUUGUGCUCCUCUUGGUUCUGCUCAUGAUUGUUGUACUGAUUGGCAUUGCCCAUGCACUUGUCAUUUAUCGGGUGGUCGCCACGGCUCUCUUUACCCAGAGUGAUUCCGAGUUCUUCCGUGAGCAGGCUAACCUGGUGGCAGUGAUAACAGGGGCUGUGCUGCACUACAUCACCAUUGUCAUCAUGACCAAGGUGCAGACUGCAGCAUGGGGUGGGCAACGGGUCUUGUCCUUUUCCAUCAUCAAUUCUCCCUUAUUGUUUUACACCUCUUUCCUGCAGAUCAACAGACGCGUGGCCCUCUUUCUCUGUGACCUAGAGAAACCACGGACCUUCUCCCAGCAUGAGAACAACUUUACCAUAAAGAUCUUCAUCUUCCAGUUUUUGACGAACUUUUCUUCGCUCAUCUACAUUGCUUUCUUUCUGGGGAGGAUCAAUGGCCACCCAGGGAACUACGUGCGCAUUGCUGGCAAGUGGAGGCUGGAGGAGUGUCACCCUAGCGGCUGCAUCACUGACCUCUUCAUCCAGAUGGCCAUCAUCAUGAUGCUUAAGCAAACCAUCAGCAAUGUGGUGGAGUACCUUGUCCCCUGGCUAGCCCACAAAAUACGCAAGAGGCAGAAGCGCCCCAAGAAGAAACACCUGGUGUUGGGGGAGGAGGAGGAGGUUGAGGACCCCUGCAAAAAGCAGUGGCUCAUCAAUUAUCAACUCAACGAGGUCAACAUCUUCAGCUUGUUUGAUGAAUUCUUGGAGAUGGUGAUCCAGUACAGCUUCACCACUAUUUUUGUUGCUGCCUUUCCUCUGGCCCCAUUGCUGGCGUUCUUCAACAACCUCUUUGAGAUUCGCCUGGAUGCCAUCAAGAUGACACGGCUGCGCCGGCGCAUGGUGCCCAGGAAGACCAAUGACAUUGGAAUUUGGCUGCAGGUCCUGGAAGCCAUUGGCAUCCUGGCUGUCAUCGGGAAUGGAUUGGUGAUUGCCAUCACAUCUGACUUCAUCCCUGUGCAGGUCUACAAGUACACAUACAGCCCCUGCAUGAAAGAAAACAACACUGCUGUUGACUGCUUGACUGGCUACAUCAACCACAGCCUCUCUGUCUUCCAUAUCAAGCACUUUGAGCCAGACACAAAUCUGGCUGUAGAGAUCUUAGAUUUGGUCAAGAAUGGGACUACAGUGUGCAGGUACCGGGAUUACAGGAAUGAUGAGGACUACAGCUACACUGUCCAGUUCUGGCAUGUCUUUGCAGCCCGGCUUGCCUUCCUCAUCCUCUUUGAGCAUGUGGCUCUGUGCGUCAAACUGAUUGCAGCCUGGUAUGUCCCUGAUGUGCCCCUGUCAGUUAAGAAUCAUCUUCUGGAUGAAAAGCACAACAACCUUCGGAAAGAACUGAGCAUGAUGGAGUACUCCACUGAAGUGUAGCCUCCUCUCAUGGAAGAAAGUGAAACAUGGACUUGAGCCCCUCUCCCCAGCCUGCCAGCACAGCCAGAGAGGCAUUCAUGAGCUCUGGCUGUCACCAACCAUGGACUUGAACUGGGGAGUGAUGAGGUGACAGCUGCUUCACAGGAGCAGGAUGCUUAUAACUAGUACAGCCACAAAGAGGAAGAAAGUGGCAGCAGAGGUGGGAAUAGCAUCUUCCCAGCAAACUCAACAGCCAAGGAAGAGCUAUGACACAAUGGAGCCAGGCUCCUCAGCACCAUGCAGAGAGCUCAGCAUGUUUGGCAGCAUCCAGCCAUCACUGGGUAAGCAUGACACUGGCCUGCAGGAGGUGCCCUGGCUUCCAUAUCAGUCAUUGCCUUCAUGUGCCGUGUAGCAUCAUGGGAAAAAGUGGCUACCUCAUUCCAGGUUCCCUCUCCAGAUCUUCCUUACACUUUGGCCCCCUCUUCCUCUACUUUCACUGACCUCCCUGCUCUCACACUGUAAAGAAGGUUCAGUCCUUCCUCUUUCACGAAAGCCAGCACAGUCUGCCUCACAGCACAACUACUGCAUAGCUGUGGUUCCAAACCAUCCUUUUCCCGAUCUUUAGUAAAUUACACUUGUUAUUCUAAUUGUCUUUUGCACAGGGCCCUACCAUGCCCCCACAUCUGCUUUAACUCAAAUAUAUAUCCAACUCAACUACAAGAAAAAUGAUCAAUAAAUGCAGUGACUGUAAAAACUCGAGCAGACGGACCCUCAGCCACCAAGAGUAACUGUAUUCACACUGCUAUCUUUCCUGCCUCCCCUUUCCUAUUCACAGCACCUAAAGAUCAUUCACUCCCACUUCUUUUUUCUUCAUGUGGAUAAUGAAAAAAAGGCUGGAGCUUAAGCAUUUAUGCCUAGCACACUGAGGUGGAGUGAGAGAUGCUGCCUAGUGGCAGAAUUAAAGGAAAUUGACAUAGUGGCAAGAACAAGAGCAAGAACGUGCUGGACUGACAGAAGUACAUUUAGCUAUAGAGAAAAUCCGAGUCACAAGGCUAGAAAGUGUUAUCUCUUGCUGCAAAGCACAAUACAUUAGCCCUGCCAGCUUGGUAUUUCAUCACCUCUUUCCUUACAGCCCUACAACAGUGAACACAAGAGUUUGCCUGUGGCAAAGCAGGGGUUACAUGCCCCCGCUGGUCUGGUGUCAGAGCAGUCACUGGAACUUUUCUAACAUUUGUGUGUUCCUGGCUUCAUAGGUUUGCUCACUGCCAGGUCUACCUGUAGCUUUACCAAAUCGAGGCAGAGUUAUUUGCAUUAAAGGAACGAAGUCUUUGUUCACAUUAUAUGGAAAUGACAAUGUGCCCUCAAACGUGAUUCUCCACUCAACCCUGAGUGCAGAAACAGCUUUUUGGUACCCCACAGCAUUUCCAAAUUACAUUAUUUUGAACCUGUGCAUGGCAGCCUUGCUGAACUGGGUCUGCAAACACUUAAGAAGAACAACUUUUUUCUAACUUUUGUUAAUGAGGAAGACAGGAGCACCAGUCAGGUCACUGCAGCUCGGUUUCCAGCUUUGUUACCAUCCUUGUAAACCCUGGGUCAAAUCCACUGGAGAGUUUCAAAGCUGACCUAAGAGUCUUUUUCUUUAUGAGUACUGAAAUCCUUUAACCAGUUCUGAAGUUUAACCUCGAGCUCCAUGCUUUCAUCCCCUCCUCUGUCAAAUAGCCAUAGGUGGCCACUUGUGUUAAAUUGCGGGGAUAUACUGAAUAGAAUCUGGGAGCUAGGCAGGUGUCACUGUGCAAGUGUGUGAGCACGUGUAAUAGACACACAGCCACAAUACAAACCCUGAAUGAUGCAGACAAGUGAAGAUGAGCAGCAUAGCUCAGGAUCAACUAUUUCAUUAGGGCUGAUCUGUCAUGUUCUGUAAUUAAAAGUCAGGUUAGCCUGAACCCCUGCUGCGUACAGAGCGAUAUUCCUGCACAGAGAUGUACAUGGUGAUGCUUCUUCCCGUAAUAAAAGCUGUUCUUAGCACCACAUGCCA
This is a messenger RNA of Centrocercus urophasianus (Greater sage-grouse), 4636 nucleotides long. RefSeq names its product anoctamin 9 (gene ANO9). NCBI's taxonomy places the organism in Eukaryota, Metazoa, Chordata, Aves, Galliformes, Phasianidae. Gene Ontology annotation, molecular function: chloride channel activity; protein dimerization activity. Bases 244 to 2622 code for a protein of 792 amino acids. The record is from RefSeq and is a predicted model, not a curated record. The transcript has 23 exons. Gene Ontology annotation, biological process: chloride transmembrane transport. Gene Ontology annotation, cellular component: plasma membrane.